This is a messenger RNA of Merops nubicus (carmine bee-eater), 858 nucleotides long. RefSeq lists its product as uncharacterized. The annotation marks the transcript as partial. The record is from RefSeq and is a predicted model, not a curated record. Lineage: Eukaryota; Metazoa; Chordata; Aves; Coraciiformes; Meropidae. The transcript is spliced from 7 exons.
AUCAAGCCUUGUUCAGAGCUCUCGUUUCCUGUGAAGAUCUACUUCUGUGUGACUAUUUUGUCCCUGCUGAGUGUGCUGGGGCUCACCAUCGAGACCCUCGUGCGCCAGAGCGAGGAGGAUUUCACCGUGUCUCUCAUCCAGCUGGUCGGAGUCGUGUUCUGUGUGUACUACGUGACGAGGGGGAUCCUGCAGGAGAACCGCCAGGAGCUGGUGGUCUUUGUGCUCUCCAUCUUGCUCGUCAUGUUCCGCUCCGUUGUCAACUUCACCCUUCUCUCUGCUGAGCAAAAGCCAAAACUCCUGGCCCGCUUCAUUCUGAUCCUCUUGGUUGGCUCCUUUGAUGUGAUCUGUGCCAUCAUCCUCAUCCAGAGUCAGAGCAUGAUGGCCUUCCGUGUGGGUGGGGCUCUGGAGAGCCUGCAGUCCCAGUACUUCAUGCUGAACCUCUGUUUUUCCAUGCUGACCUUUGAUCUCCAGGCACAGCUCUGCUUGUGUAUCCUGCUGAUCAGCCUGCAUGAGAUCACCCUUCUGCAUAACAUCAUCUCAGCAACAGGGGUUCUUUGGGCCUGCCUGAAGGUGACCAUUAGCAUCAUCGCAAUUCUAAAAGAACUGAAACCUCUAGUGUGGAUUUUUCUGAGUCAGAACAUACCUGAAGUAGCUUAUCUCAUCUACCUGCUCUACACGGUGAUAAAGGAGUGGGGCAAAGGGAGUUCUUAUACUCUAGAAGCUGCUUUCAUUACUGGCUCUUGCAUUUCUGUUGCAAUAAAAUCUGUUUUGUUUUGGGCACUGAUUCACGUCUACCGCAGCUUUGGGCAAGGGCUCAGAGAAAGAAUGUUUUCUUCCUAUGGAAGGAUUGACUCCUGA